UAUUUUUUUUUGUUGUUGCGUGAGAUCCGGACAGACAGUACGCCAUUUUGUACUUUCGGCGCCCUUUUCCGAUCACCACACCUCUCUCUCUCGAUCUUCACGGCCUCGCAUGCUUUUCAUAUCUCUGCAAAAUUAGGGUUUUUACUCUCUUCUCCUCCAAAAACUCCAUAAUCAUCUCAGCUUCUGAGCCCUACUUUUGAAUCUCGGUCUCUCUCCCUUCUCUUUUUUCAUUCAACUUAGGGUUUACAGAUCUAAACCACUCUCGCUUGAAGUUCUCGCCUCGACGCCUGUGUAUAUAUAUAUAUAUAUAUUCAGUAUGUUUUGGAAAUUCACAGGUCUCUCUGCUUCUUCACCGGUCGAGUCAAUAUUAGACAAGGAAAAUUUCACAUUGGAAGAGCUUCUGGAUGAAGAAGAGAUAAUCCAAGAAUGCAAGGGUUUAAACAGCCGUCUCAUUAAUUUUUUGCGAGACAGAGCCCAAGUGGAGCAGUUACUGCGGUAUAUUGUUGAAGAGCCUCCAGAGGAUGCUGAAAGCAAACGAACCUUCAAGUUUCCUUUCAUCUCAUGUGAGAUAUUUACAUGUGAAAUUGAUGUCAUUUUGAAGACCUUAGUUGAGGAAGUAGAGCUAAUGAAUUUACUUUUCUCCUUUUUGGAACCAAAUCGUACACAUAGUGCUUUGCUGGCUGGGUAUUUCAGCAAGGUUGUUAUAUGCCUGAUGAUGCGGAAGACGGUUCCACUUAUGAAUUAUGUUCAAGCCCAUCAGGAUGUGUUUCACCAAUUGGUUGAUUUGAUUGGUAUCACUUCCAUCAUGGAGGUUUUGAUUCGACUUGUAGGUGCUGAUGACCAUUUUUAUCCCAAUUCUCUGGAUGUGAUGCAGUGGUUAGCUAAUAGCGAUUUACUAGAAAUGAUUGUGGAUAAACUGAGUCCAUCUAGUUCUCCUGAAGUCCAUGCUAACGCAGCAGAAACUUUAUGUGCUAUAACUCGUAAUGCGUCGUCAGCUCUUGCUGCUAAACUUUCUAGCCCAAGUUUUGUCGGAAGGAUAUUUGGUCAUGCGCUGGAAGACUCAAAUUCAAAAUCAGCUCUUGUCUACUCAUUCUCUGUGUGUAUUUCUUUGUUAGAUCCAAAACGAUCAAUUCCUUCUUCCUUGUUUUAUUCCAUCCGAAGUCAACAGAUGUACGAGUCAUUGUCCCCUGCUAAUCCCGAUACUGUUGGUGCAAUGCUGCCCAAGCUUGGUGAUUUGCUGAUGCUGUUGAAUGUUUCAUCUGACGAGAAGAUUUUACCUACAACAUAUGGUGAAUUGAGGCCUCCUCUCGGGAAGCAUCGUCUCAAGAUUGUGGAGUUCAUUGCUGUGCUAAUGAAAACUGGCAAUGAAGUUGCCGAGAAGGAAUUGGUCAGCUCAGGGACAAUUCAGAGAAUCCUUGAUCUCUUCUUUGAGUACCCAUUCAAUAAUUCAUUGCAUCAUCAUGUGGAGAGUAUUAUACUUUCAUGCUUGGAGAGCAAGAAUAGUACAAUUGUUGAUCAUCUUCUCCAAGAGUGUAGUUUGAUUGGAAAAAUUCUCCAGUCAGAUAAACAUCCCAUUCUUUUGAGUGACCUAAAUCAGCCAACUUUACCUGCUGCUGGGAAAUGGACACCACGGGCAGGAAACCUAGGGCACAUUACACGGAUAUCUAAUAAGCUUGUUCAACUUGGAAACAGCGACAAAUUUAUUCAGGCAUUUCUUCAGGAAAAUAGCGAAUGGAAUGAUUGGCAAACUACUGUUUUACAGGAGCGUAAUAUUGUGGAAAAUGUCUACAGAUGGGCUUGCGGGCGCCCAACUGCAUUGCAAGAUAGGACAAGGGAUAGUGAUGAGGAUGAUCUUCAUGACAGAGAUUUUGAUGUAGCAGCUUUAGCAAAUAAUCUUAGCCAAGCAUUUAGAUACUCGAUGUAUGAUAAUGAGGAUGCUGAGGAGGUAUUAGUGGACUCUAUUGGCAAUGGGGCUCUUGAUCGAGUUGAUGAGGAUGUCUACUUUGAUGAUGAGUCUGCUGAAGUUGUGAUAUCGUCUCUCAGGCUAGGCGAUGACCAGGGGAGUUUGUUCACGAAUUCCAACUGGUUUGCUUUCCAAGACAACAGAAUUGGCGAUGCAACUCUGAGGACAUCCCCCACUAAUGAUACAAUGGAUGAGAUCAACUUGAAUGGAACAUCAAGUAAUGGUAACAGCAGUAGUGAUGAUGAGGUGGUGGUUGGAGAAGAUGAGUUGUUGCCAGCUGAAAACAAAAGUUCUGCCAAUGUUGGUACAUUGAGUUCCACCUCAAAUGUCUUGAACGGAUUUGCUGGAAACAAUUCCAUAAAUAGGGAAGACCUGGUCCUGGACAAUGACAAGGCAAGUGCUUCUGGUGAUAUGGGUUUCUUCCGAUUUGAGACGCCAGAAAAUGAGGACCUAUUUGAAGACAGGCCUAUACCUGAAUGGGUGGGAUGGGGGGAUUCAUUGGAUUUUCAUGUUCGAGGAUCAAGUGUGAAUCCAUUUGAAGAUCCAGCCGACUCUAGCGUUGAGACAGAAGCAUUGCAUGUUAGUUCUCCAUCAAGUGGUGAAAUCAUACCUAAUGGCACGGCAAUUGCCAUGGACUUGGAUGAUAGACCUGUGGGAUCUGAUACAAGUCAGAGAGCUGCGACAGUACCGUCUUUGUUCGAAGAGGACGUUGAAUUUGUUGGGGUGGAAUUAGAGGGCACUGAAAAGGCAAUGGAACAGGCACUGAAGGAGGGGAUUGUUGGGGAAGCUGGACCAAUGAAGAGGAACGUUAUCCCCAAGAAGCCAGAGAAGGUGAACGUCGAUGAGAGUGGAUCAGGGGUAAAAGAGUUCAAUGACACGAACUAUUGGAGAGUUGAUCAAGAGGUUGCAGUUCUCGAGUAAUGGUCAGUUGAUCGUGUGAGAAAUUUUGAACCCCUGGAAAGUUGGAUGGGAAAGGCAAGGGGCUUAUGAGGCAGAGAUCAUGGUUUUAAGUAAUGGUAUUGAAAUGUGUCAGUAUCAGUGAUAUGAUCAUAUAUUGGCUGAUAUUGGAUGGUAUCAACUAAUAUAUUUGUGAAUGUCGAAAGCUCAAAAUCUCAUUACGGAUCGGCUGAUACAAUAGGUAACUGCUGAUAUUUAAAACCAUGGCUGAGAUAUGUACAGUAUAUUUUUGUUUCAAGUGGGCAAGUGGAUGGUAGGCUAUGUUGUGGUUAGUGUUUAUUUGUUGUCACAGUUGUUGUUUAUUAUUCAUGGUUUUGUUUUCUUGCAGUUGUUGAUUUAUGGGUUUUUACCAUUUCCUUAAUA
This is a messenger RNA of Camellia sinensis, 3283 nucleotides long. The record is from RefSeq and is a predicted model, not a curated record. NCBI's taxonomy places the organism in Eukaryota, Viridiplantae, Streptophyta, Magnoliopsida, Ericales, Theaceae.